CUGAAUGGGAAACACAUUUGUGCGCCUCGCCGGUGUAUUAACCUAAUGGGGAGAGACGAUGAGAAGCGAAAACAGUUGUCCACGUAAAUCAAUUUUCCGAGGGUACGACGGGCAAACUGAAAUCUGCCGUGUCUCAAAGCGGCCCGACUGCUCUUCAACUACCCGCUGCGCAUACGGCAGCCACGGAGAGACGCGGCAUCGUUAGCUGCUGUGUCCGCAACCGAAGAAGAGAGGGAUGCUAGGACUUGAAAAGAGAUAAAUAAAACGUAUUCGUCAUUUCUCUCUCUCUCUCUCUCGUCAGUAUGGGGUCUGUGUUCAGUUAGCGAACGGCGAGUUGAACCUGAAUUUGUUUGCGGUCGUUGCGGUAGCUGUCGUCUGUGAAAAAUGAGGAUAAUAUGCAGAUAGGGCGUUUUAAAGUCCAUCUUUUGUUGUGGACGGUCGGGCUAACGUUAGCGAGGUUUUUUUUCUUUUUCUAACACUGGACCUGGCAGGUUGGCGUGUGUGUCGUGUAUCGCUAGCGUGAGUUUAGCCGAGGUUGUUUGGUCGGUUGUCUUCGGUUUAUGAACUAGCUCCUCAUAUCGGAUGAAAUCUCGUCUAUGCCAUCCACCCCAGUGUUGUCAGGGGCCUCCGCUGGCAAACUGCGUCACCGAGUGGGCGCUGCGGGUAUCCACCUCUAAUUCUGCAUGUUGGGAAGUCUAGCCAUGGCACGAAUGACCUGGAAACCAAAGUGACUGAACUUUAAAAUCGCCAUGGAGCCGGGGGCCAACUCAAACUCCGAGGGCCACCAAGAACUCGAAUAUCCAUCCGUACCCAACUAUCAGUGUGAACUGGCCAUGGGUGAUGGAAACAUCAACCUUGUGGACUCGGUGGCGAGAGGGGGGAGUGACCCCAGUGCAUCCCCUCCUCCCAGCCAUCAGAGGAAUGUGCAUCAGAGAUUUAUCAGGAGAAGUCUGUGGUUUUCAGACACAGACGAGCAGGCCUUUGAAGCACCUGAAUAUGAUAACAAGAGUAAGAUCCUAAACAUAAACCUGCGAACAAUAGUGGACAGGACUCGGGGGACUACUUGCGGGAUACAAGAGGGUUCCAGCACUGAAAGUCAAGGGGGGCAGAAAGACAGUGCAACGGAGAGCGCCAGUGCCGAUGAGGAGAAGGAAAAGGGUGGAGGCGCACUAAAUGUUACAUGCAGUGAUGGUGCUAAAACCGCUAUCAAGUCAGCCAGUGAGGAGAAUGAGGAGGAGGCAGAGAUGAAAGCAGUCUCCACAUCUCCAGGAGGAAGGUUCCUCAAAUUUGACAUUGAGCUGGGGAGAGGGUCCUUCAAGACGGUCUACAAGGGCCUGGAUACUGAGACAUGGGUGGAGGUUGCCUGGUGUGAGCUGCAGGAUCGUAAGCUGUCAAAGGUGGAGCGUCAGCGCUUUAAAGAGGAAGCAGAGAUGUUGAAGGGUCUUCAACAUCCCAACAUUGUCCGUUUCUAUGACUUUUGGGAGUCACCUCUUAAAGGGAAGAAGUGCAUUGUUCUAGUAACAGAGCUCAUGACUUCAGGGACGCUAAAAACCUAUUUAAAGCGUUUCAAGGUAAUGAAACCCAAGGUGCUGAGGAGCUGGUGCAGACAGAUCCUGAAAGGCCUCCACUUUCUCCACACCAGGACCCCACCCAUCAUCCAUAGGGACCUCAAAUGUGAUAACAUCUUUAUCACGGGACCUACAGGUUCAGUCAAGAUAGGGGAUUUAGGACUGGCAACACUCAAGGCAGCUUCCUUUGCUAAGAGUGUAAUAGGCACCCCUGAGUUCAUGGCUCCGGAGAUGUAUGAGGAGCACUAUGAUGAGGCUGUGGAUGUUUACGCCUUUGGCAUGUGUAUGCUAGAGAUGGCCACCUCAGAAUACCCCUACUCUGAGUGUCAGAAUGCUGCUCAGAUUUACCGCAAGGUCACAAGUGGAGUGAAGCCAGCCAGCUACAACAAGGUCAUGGAUCCUGAAAUCAAGGAGAUAAUUGGGGAGUGUAUCUGCCAAAAGAAAGAGGAGCGGUACACCAUCAAGGAAUUGUUGAACCAUGCUUUCUUUGCUGAGGACACAGGUGUGAGGGUAGAACUAGCUGAGGAGGACGAUGGGAAAAAGGCCUCAAUAGCCCUCAAACUGUGGGUGGAGGACCACAAGAAGUUAAAAGGGAAGUACAAGGAAAGUGGAGCCAUUGAGUUCACAUUUGACCUGGAGAAAGAGGUCCCUGAAGUUGUGGCACAAGAAAUGGUGGAGUCUGGCCUCUUCCAUGAGAGUGAUGGUAAGACCGUGGGAAAGUCUAUCAGGGACCGUGUGGCUCUCAUCAAAUGGAGAAGAGAGCGAACAGUGUCUGCUGCAGCGGCAGUAGAUCAGGUUGAAGGGGGACACAGGGUCCAGAUGACACCGUCUCAGGGCAUCUCUGCUGGGGCUGCACAUGUAGGACAGCCCCCUUUGCAGGAACCAGAAGAGCAAGAGGCAGAACAGCACAACAGGCUGCAUAACCUACCAACCAGUGCCACCUCAGUGACAUCAGACAGCACAGUUGACAGUGGCAUGGGCUCCACUGUGUACUCAGACUCCCACAGCAGCCAGCAGAGUGUCCUCUACCAAUCCCUGCUGGAGCCUAUUACUAUGGCAACACAGCAGUGCCAGAGCAGUAGCCCUUUUCUGACAGACCGGCCUCACUCCUGUGAAAAGGGUGAAAUAUGCUGGGCAACGCUGAGCCCAACGCUCAGGGCUCAACUGGGAACUGCAGCCCGGAGAGGAAGUGCCCCUGUUAUUGACACUCACAGGGCAAACCUCAUCACUCAACUCCAUGCCCUCAGUCAAUCUCAGAGAUCAAUCAGUCCCUCCCCUACAGCACCGGAGAACCAGUCAGAACUUAAUCCUUCUGAGCUUCACUCAGAGGCCCAGGAUGGGUUUCCCUCCAAGAGUGUUCUGCCAGUGCUGCAGGUCUCCCCUGUCUCUUCACCCUCUGAGUACCGCCGCCUUAGUGACACUGGUAUCAGACCGUCAUCAGAGGCCAGUGAGAACUUAACACUUCCUGUGCCUAGUGGACGCAGACACUCUGACCUUAGUAGUCUCCUGAGUAUAACCUCUCAUCAUAACCACCAUUUUGCAGCGCAUAAAAGCCACGUAUGCCAGGCCUGCCUCUCUUUGCUUCUUUUGAGGUCACGAGAAGGGAGCCAACGCCACCCUUCUGUUGUCAUGCCAACACACCACUGUCCGUGUGACUUUAGAAACCACCCGUCCUCUUGUGGAACAAUGACCACCCCUGGUUAUGGUCGGCUGAAAGGCUCCAGUGAUUGCUCUGAUUUCUCACUGCUGCAGAAGUCCCUGUUCAAUAUAAUCAGUCGCAAAACAGCCCCUUGUCACACCACACCCACACAAGCCUCACUAUUGCACCCCUCAGCUGCCCACGGGCCUUCAUGCAGUGAUGGAGACGGCAGCCUGAAGAGUCAUCUCCUCAGUGGCAAUUCAGUUGGGGACCAAGAACCCCUCCAGGACAGCGAGGAUAGAUUCUGUGCCGGAGAGCAGCAAGUCACCGGGGCUGUGGGAGUGACCAGUUCUGCAGGCCACCAGAAUCAACCACCUGUCCAGGGUCUGCCUUCUUCCAGCACAGCAAUGCACACACCACUGCAGUACCUCCAGCCUGGACGCAGCUACCCUGCUGCUCCAUAUGCUGGUCAACCCAGUGCUGCACCACCAGCUCCAGCUAGUCCAUGUUUCGUCAACAUCCAGCAUGCAGGCAGCGCUGCUAGCUAUGUACCUCCAACUUUUCAACAGACCCAAGCUGCAGCAUCAGCUGUUCCACAACAUGUUGCACAGAGUCACCAAGUACUAGGCCAUCAACAGCAGCAGGCAUCAGCAGCAAGCUCUUUAACUUUUCCUUUGCAAGUCCAACAAACGUGUCAGAACUGUGUGACUCCAAAGCAACAACAGGCUCAGUCUGCGUCAGGAUAUCCUACUGCAGUUCAGCAACAGACCACAGCAGCAGCAGCAGCAGCAGCGGCCACCCUGGCACCACAGCAGCCGGCACAAAGCUACCCUCUGGCAUCUGUAGCCCCAGCUAUGGCAGCCACAGCCCAGUGUCAUCCUGCACAAGCUCCCAGCACACUGCAGCACGUCCAAGCCGCAGUCAAACUACCAAGUCAGCAGUAUGGUCAGAGCUCCUCCACACCAGCACUUUUCAGCCAAAAGAUACCCGUUCAGCAAGAGCACCAACAGCCCGUACCACAAAAUACUCAAUCCAGUAUACAACAAACGCAAAAUGUUGGGCAGGCUUAUAUUCAACCUCAGCUCCAGCAUAACCAAGAUUCUGUGCAUCUCAUACACCAACAAAUGGCACAACAGCCUACGCAGCAGUCUCAAACUCUUCAGUCUCCUGGUCAGCAACAGUUGCACACCUCAAGUCUGCAGCAGCAUGGUCAGAAAGCCAUGCAAACAGCAGUUCCACAGCAGAGCCAGGAUGUAUCCCAGUCCACAGUCCAACAGGUUCACACCCCAGCCUCUCAGGCUCAUCCCACAACAACCCCUGCUGUGCAGGUUUCAGCCACACACCAGAGUUACCCUGUUGCAGGUCUACCUGAUUCUGCCUCUCAGAGCUAUGCACAUCCUGCCCUCAAUACGCUGCAGCAACAGACUGCUCCAGCUCAGACCCAGUACCAGCCUGCACAGUCUACCGCUGCUCCGCAGACCUAUGGAGGAGCUACCCAGGUAGUGACUCCGCAGAGCCUUCCAGCCUCUUCCCAGCAUAGCCAUGCUGCACAUAUUGCCCAACAGUUUCAACCCUAUCUUUGCAUCGCUGCUUUCCUGAAUCAGAAUAUUCCUGCUGGUCAGAGCAUUUCCAACCUGGGACAAGAUGGACAGGGCCAUGGGCAGAAUCUCACCCAAUCUGCUUCCAGUAUGCUGGCCCAGGCACUUCCUCCUCAACAGUCAAUGGCUCCGGCUACUGUCAUUCAAGAACCCCAGUCGCUUCAGAUAUCAACCUCUCUACCACCAACACACCCAUCCAAGUUUCCUUCACAGUAUCCCACAGUCCAGGUGAUGACAGCUGUGACUGAAUCUUCCUAUCCUCACUCCUGCACUGCCCCUCACCCUUCAACCUCCUCUUCUCUCAAUCACAUCUUCCUUUCUCCUGGACCAGCUCUUCCUGUAACCCCCUCUGUCUCCCCUCUCUCCCCUCUGCAAAUUGAAAAUGCAUUAGUUUCACCCAUCCCAGUGUCCCUCAUACCUUCUCCCUCACCCGUUUUGGGUAAGAUGGGACCCACAUCCCCACAGCACCAGCCCACCACUGUUCUGCAGCAGAGUGUUAAAUGUGAAGCUUCUCAUUCGCAACCGACAUUUAUAUCGACACUAACCACCCAUCCCAUACACACUUCCCCAUCUCAAAACACACACUCUCCCACAAAUGGCAGCACUCAGCCUCUGAUACAGAAGGUUCCCCAGCAGGCCCAGGUCAGCCAUCCUGAGCUUGUCCCCUCUGCUCAGCCAGUUCAACCUGUACUCUUCUCCUCACCUGUGCAGAAUGGGGCUGACCCAGGCACAACCACCACUGCUGCCCAUCUGGACAACAGUAACCCAUGCCAGCUGGCCCUGCAGACACAGGCCCACAGUCAGGUUCAGAGCCAAAUUCCUCUGCUGCAGUCCUCUGACUCUAAGAGAGCAUCAGCUGGGUCUGCCAGUUCCAGUCUGACUCAGCAGAAACAUAUCAGUACUCUAACAGGAGCUGCAGGUCUGGGUCCAACAGAGACCAACACGGAGGAUCAAGCCACAGAGAAACAAACUGGAGGACAGAGCUAUGACAGCAGUGUCAACUCUGAUGCCACAUCAGGGAAAGAGAUGAGUGAUGGUUAUGAGGGGACACAUGGAGGUAAAGGUGAAGGGAAAGUCCGCAAACACCACCGCAGAUCCACACGCACGCGCUCACGUCAAGAGAAGAUUAGCAGGCCAAAGCUCAACAUGCUCAAUGUGUGUAACACUGGGGAUAAGAUGGUAGAGUGUCAGUUGGAAACUCAUAACCAUAAGAUGGUCACUUUUAAGUUUGACCUGGAUGGAGAUGCACCAGAGGAGAUUGCUACAUACAUGGUGGAGAAUGAUUUCAUCCUACCUCUGGAAAAAGACGUCUUUAUUGAACAGCUGAAGGACAUUGUGGACAAAGCUGAGGACAUGCUGAGUGAGGACACAGAGGGUGAGGGGCACUAUGACCAGAGAGGCACUCCCAAUCAGACUGAAGGAACUGACACACUGCGAAGAGAGGCUUCAGCACCCAGCACCCCCCAACUAGUGUACCAACAAAAUGUCCUCCACACUGGCAAGCGCUGGUUUAUCAUCUGCCCUGUGGCUGAGACACCCAUGCUAGACAAAGAGAAAGCUACAUCUCACACCUCUACAACCAAGCAAUCUGAAAAGUCUGCUUCAACAUCAGUCAGGCCCAACAGCAACACAACUGCAGUGACUACCCCAGGCGCAUCUUUAUAUUCCCAAAGCCAGUCCUCCUCCUCCUCUCUGCCCCCUGCUGCUCAGACCUCAGUGCAACCUCCAGACCAAAACCCAAAAGCUCGGGUCCAGCGGACUCAGCCGGGUGUAACUAUACAUGCUGUUGCUGCUGCUGGUGUCAGCCAUCAAAACUCUUUUGCUGCAAAAGAACCUUGCAUCUCUGCUGUCUCCAUGGUGACGGAGAUGCCAUGUUGUGCUAUUGUGCCACCUGUCUCUCUGGAUGUGGAUAUUGAUAAAGGAGCAGCUGGUGGUUUGGCCUCAUCUCAAACUAAUCAGCAAUGUGAGAAGGCCAGUCCUACUGGAGAACUACCCCCUCAGCUGUCUUCCCAUCAGUCUGUGGUCCUGCAGCAACCCUUUGCCACACCUAUGCAGCCUGGGACAGUGACCUCCCAGCCCCAGAGUCCAGCACAUCAGACCUCCCAGAACUCCCAGUCAUCAAGCCACCAGCAGCCAGCGAGUGGGGGGCCAGGAGAGUCGGACAGUGAGGGACCACGCAGGGUGGAGUUUGUUGACCGCACCAUCAAGACUCUGGAUGAGAAGCUGAGAAACCUUUUGUACCAGGAGCAUGCUCCCUCCCAGCCUUCAAGCACGACAUCUGACCCCCAGGCCUCUAGCACAGAGGGUGUCAGCUCCGCUCCAGUCUCAGACACCCAAAGCACCGAAGGAGCACUUACAAAGAAGAAGGGGGACCCACUGCCUCAGAUUCCUGAGCGCACAGAUAGUGUGGGUGCACUAAGUGACUCUGCAGUGGGAGCAGCUAACAGGGUUUUGAAAGGAAGAGAUGUGGCUGCCAGCUCCACUUCACACAGCUCCAAAAGACAUUUUCAAAUCAUCCCUACUCCACCGGAUGUCAUUUGUCGUGUAGAGAAAAGCCAGACAAGCUGCAGCACCUGCAGUUCCCCAGCACCCUCUAGUGGUUCUGGAGGGUCUCACAUGCAGACCCAGGACCCAGGCAGGAAAGAGAAGGGCUUUGCAGCUGUGGGCAGGUCCGCUCUGACAGCUGCAGCUGAUGAUGAGAAUCCAGGAACAUCCAAAACCAUCAGUAGUAAUCGCUACUCUGCCCCACCAAACUUCUACCGGGCCAACCCCAUUUCCAGCCCUGAUCUCACCCCGCACCAUAUCCCCCGGGCCCAGACCAUUGACACUCCGACCCAUCACCAUUACUUCCACUCCUCUCACCUCUACUCUGACUCAGCAGAUGAAGACACCAGCAGCAUAGCUCUCCCUCCGGCCCACCCUGCUCCCCCAGCUCAUGCCCUGUCUGAGCACAGUGGUAGCGACCUCAUGAAGAGGGCAGUGGCCUUUCUGCGGCGCUCUGGUCGCUGCAAAAGUGAGCAGAGCUCUGAUUCACCGAGCCAACAGCCCAUGGCAAUGAAUGGUCACGCUCUCUCGCCUUCUGCAGGACAUGCCCACUCAUCCUACAUCAGUAGUGACAAUGACUCUGAGUUUGAGGAUGCAGAUAUGAGGAAGGAACUGCAAAAACUGAGAGAAAAGCACAUGAAGGAGAUUUCUGAUCUCCAGGCGUUCCAGAGGCGUGAGAUUGAGCAUCUGUACAAGGAGCUGGGCAAAACUCUGCCCCCCAAUGUCGGCCUACUACAUGCUGCACCCCCAAGCGGCCGCAGGCGUAGGGCCAGCAAACACAAGCUGAAGGCCGGAAAACUGCUCAAUCCGAUGGUGCAGCACCUUAAAAACAAUCUUAACGCCGCCACUGAGAGGAAAGGCGAGAGUGCUGCCAGUUCAUCCAGCUCGCCGGCUAAAAGUUCAAUUCUGUCAGAUGGCUCUGCCCACUCCACUGGCACCUCCAGCUCCAGCAGUCAGCCCAACACUGCCCCAGAGCAGGUCCACACACAGCAACCCUGUUCCUUGAAGGGCUCUUUUUCCACAGAUGACAUCUACGCUGGGUUACAUGGUGAAGGAAUGGCCACCCAGGCAGGCCCUGGCCAAGGCUGGACGGUUUACCACCAAACGUCAGAGAGAGUCACCUAUAAAUCUAGUAGCAAACCACGCACUAGAUUCCUCAGUGGACCUGUGUCUCUGUCCAUCUGGUCCACUCUGAAACGACUAUGUCUAGGCAAAGAUCGCAGUAGUAGGUCUUCUCUCAGCACCACCACAGCUCAGGCAGCCUCCAGUCAGACACAGCAGUCAAUCACCACAGCCACACCCUCACCAUCUCCUCAGCCAAUCACACGGCUUGCUCAGGUCCAGACGAACAACAGCAACAACAAGAGAGGCACAUUCACUGAAGAUCUUCACAAACUGGUGGAUGACUGGACAAAAGAGACUGUUGCGGCAGCCAAUCAACCGCGACCCACCUUGAACCAGAUCAAACAGCAGAGACGCCAGCGGGACCUGGGAUGCAGAGCGCCACCCAUGGGAGCAGCUACACAUGAGAUGAAAUGCCAUGUUGGUCCCAGCAAGUUCCAGUUGCCUCUUUCCUGCCCCCUGACUGCUGCUUUAGGCCCUGAUGGAAUGCCAUAGUGGUGAGAUGUACCGUUGCCUUGCAGAAACAAAUCGUUAAUGUACGACUGAUGAGAGGAGGAAAAAUAAUUACGCCAGCAGCCAAAAUCCACUCUUUCAGGUCGAAUGGUUCAGUUGGACACAGCCUCUUUUUGAAAAGACAACAGAUGUGUUGGACAGCAGAAGAGUUGUCAGUGUUGUAGCCUUGUGCUCAGAGGAAAGGCAGUGUCCGGAGCCAUAUAUACUGUACAUAGUUCUUUCUACAGUAUAUGCCUCUGGUAGUGUUCUGAUCAGAAUGUAGCAGUUAAUAUGUGACGGCUUGAGGCUUAAAAGUGCAAUUUAACCCCAUCCACAAAGCUUUGAUCGUGGCCUUGCCACAAGCCUUAUCUCUGAUGUGUGCAGCGGGAGCAAGCUGAAAAGUUGAACAAAGUAACAAAUCACUAAGCAACAGACAGAAGUUACCAGGCAAAGUAUAAAUAUUACAUAUCACCCAGCAAACUCUGAAUUCACUACUGCUAAAUGUUCCUUCAACUUGGCUGUUCUAUUACUCAGCAUACACUGUAUAUAAAAUGUUCUGUGCAAUCACCAAUUAAGUCUGAUGUUUUUAACUUAUUUGAUGCUUAAAGCUUGAUUUUUGAUGCUGCUAUCGUCUGUGGUGAUUCCACUGUACAGUUACGCAUUCUAUUCACACAAGAUGGUACUUAAACAUAAGACUCUUCAAAUUAAAUUAACAAAUGAGAUGCUCACAAAGCAGUGUUAUUGCCUUGUGGAAAUUUUGAUGAUGUGUUGAUUUCCCAGGUUGCUUUGAUGACAGCCUUUUUUUUUUUUUUCUCUUGUCAGUAAUAUAUUGCAAAAUUCAAAUGAUACUUGAUGUGGGAGAUUUGCACAACAGAUAGUCUCCCUUAAUUCUAACCUAUGUUAAAGUGUUUCCUACAGUGUGUAUAUAGUGGGUUUCACCGCCUGUACUUUUUUUAUCACUGACAAGCAUGGCCAACUUUUCAUGUUCCACAAGGCAAAGAUAAACAAUAAAGCUACUAUGGUUAAAAAUUUCACAUCUCCACAACACAUUUGAAAGGUUGCGGCACCCCAAUCCUUCCAAGCUGUGAAUUGUACAGUUUUCUUGUAGUUUAUAUUUGUACAUUUUGUUUGUUUGACUGUUCCGGGGUGAUGAUGAUGGUGGUGGUGGUGGUGGUGGCGGUGUUGGAGGGGUUGCUUUGAUGUAUAUUAUUCCAUCAAUUCAGUUUGAAUUGGACUUUUAUAGGAUAUUAUGCAGAGUCUUCUGCUUUGGUGAAAUACUUCCAGUAGUAAGAGAUUUCUGUUCUCUGUCACUUGUAUCUGGUAUGUUUUGUUCCACCUCCCUCACUGCAAACUCAUCACGAGCAGAAGAGGGAAGGACUAUUGUUGCCAUAUUUAUUUGGGUGCAGUGGUAAAACUGAGAUCUGAAAUGCACCGAGGGGGAGAUGCCCUGACAGUUCCUAGUCUGCUCAUCUCACUUCUCUCUGGACAGCAUUGCCCCCUGGUGAAUGUGCGCUGAUUGUCAGAGGCUUGUAUUUAAACUGUGUGGGAUUGCUUCUGCCUGCUGUAUGUCCCACUGCAUUACCCCACCCUACCUUGCUGCACUCUAAUCACAGACUGUAUGUUGAGAGAGAAAUAAAUAU
Molecule: messenger RNA, 10603 nt
Organism: Xiphias gladius (swordfish)
Lineage: Eukaryota; Metazoa; Chordata; Actinopteri; Istiophoriformes; Xiphiidae
Product: serine/threonine-protein kinase WNK2
Exons: 32
Coding region: 750-8966 (2738 amino acids)
Biological process (GO): positive regulation of sodium ion transmembrane transporter activity; positive regulation of potassium ion import across plasma membrane; intracellular signal transduction
Cellular component (GO): cytosol; cytoplasm
Molecular function (GO): chloride channel inhibitor activity; protein serine/threonine kinase activity; potassium channel inhibitor activity
Source: RefSeq, a predicted model, not a curated record